AUGUCCAACCCACUGAAAAUAUUCAUCACAGGGGCGACAGGGCACAUUGGAGGAACCUUUCUUAUGACAUUGCUGAAGCAUAAAGAUGUCUCGAAUUUCCAGAUUACAGCCCUAGUACGGUCGGAAGAAAGGGGCGAGAAGUUGAAGAGCUUGGGCAUCAAUGUGGUCAAGGGCUCCUACACAGAUGAAGAUCUGAGCGUCCUUACAAAUGAGGCAGCCAAAUCAGAUAUUGUUUUUGCCAUCUGCGAUGCGGAUACUUUGCCUCCUACGCAAGCGAUCUUGAAGGGACUGAAGAUCAAUUUUGAGGCUUCAGGCAAAGCUCCAAUCUUGAUACAUACCGUAGAAACCAAUCUAGGAAUUAUCACAGACAAAUCUGGCGGGCUCGCUUCCGAGCACUACGUGUGGAGCGAUUAUGAUACCGAAAAACUUAACGCCCUCCCUGAGUCUGUUAUCCAUCGUAAUGUCGAUAAUGCUAUUCUCGAGGCGGACAAGGCAGGUUAUGUGAAGACAUAUUUCAUUAUUCCUUCCACCGUGUUUGGAGAGCCAGCAGAUAAAACUCUCGUAGACCUUGGAAUUCAGAACACUACUUCUGGGGUGUUCAAGUACUUCAUUACGCCUUAUCUCGGGCGAAAGCAAGGCGGCUAUUUUGGGAAAGGUCUCAACCAAUGGAACCUGAUCUCUGUGCAAGAAACCGCCGAUCUCUAUAUUGCACUUUUUGACGCUAUUCGCGCUAAUCCUGAUGGUCCGGGGCACGGUACAGAAGGAUACUAUUUCGGCGAGAGCAAUUUGUUCUUCUAUAAAGACCUCGCGGCUGCCGUUUCGGAGGCUCUAGUUGAGGUUGGCGUGGGUAUCAGCACGGAACCGAGUCCAUUCACACCGGAGGAGGUAGAGACGCUGGUUCACCCCGUCAUUGCGCAAAUGGUGGGAUCAAACAGCCACGCGAAAGGUGACCGUUCUCGCGCCCUUGGGUGGAAACCUACAAGCACAAAGGAAGAUCUUUUCGCCACCAUCAAGAAAGAAGUCAAAGCACUCUACGUCAAAUAG
Molecule: messenger RNA, 1044 nt
Organism: Psilocybe cubensis
Lineage: Eukaryota; Fungi; Basidiomycota; Agaricomycetes; Agaricales; Agrocybaceae
Exons: 7
Coding region: 1-1044 (347 amino acids)
Source: RefSeq, a predicted model, not a curated record